This is a messenger RNA of Pseudocercospora fijiensis CIRAD86, 1591 nucleotides long. RefSeq lists its product as uncharacterized. NCBI's taxonomy places the organism in Eukaryota, Fungi, Ascomycota, Dothideomycetes, Mycosphaerellales, Mycosphaerellaceae. The transcript has 4 exons. Bases 1 to 1467 code for a protein of 488 amino acids. Gene Ontology annotation, cellular component: fungal-type vacuole membrane. Gene Ontology annotation, molecular function: transmembrane transporter activity. Gene Ontology annotation, biological process: transmembrane transport. The record is from RefSeq and is a predicted model, not a curated record.
AUGGCCGUGCUUGCACGUCCUUUGCUCUGGUUCUAUCAUGAAUUCGGCAUCGACUCGAUUCAGAAGACUGGCCGCAACGCUUGGCUCAUGAUAGCGGCGCGCUCUCUCCGCAUGUUUGCUUAUGGCACGAAUGCUUUGGUCCUGGCACUAUUCUUCUCGGAACUUGGCUUUUCCGACGCUCGAAUCGGACUGUUCAUGACCUUGACUCUUCUUGGAGAUGUCUUUCUGGGAACCUCCUUGACGCUCAUCGCGGAUCGCUUCGGCCGACGGAAAAUCUUACUUGGCGGAAGCUUUCUGAUGGUAUUGACUGGGCUCUGCUUUGCCAUCUUCGAAAACUUCUGGAUUCUUCUCUUCGCUGCCAUCGUGGGAGUGGUGAGUGCGACUGGUGGAGACUUUGGUCCCUUUCGAUCGAUAGAAGAAUCCAUUAUCUCUCAACUCACCACGCCGUCUACUCGAUCAGAUGUUCUUGCGUGGUACGUCACAUUCUCUGCUUGGGGCUCAUCAGUCGGCAGCGAAGCAUCGGGCAGAAUCAUCGACUAUCUCCAGAACAGAGAUGGCUGGACGAUUAAAGACGCCUACCACUCGCUCUUCUGGGUAUACGCUGUGAUGGGUAUCGUGAAUGCGAUGAUUGUCUUCUGCUUGUCCAAAGACUGCGAAGCCGACGCUCUCCAAGACGAGAAGAACCCUGCCGAACCUUCAGCAAACCCUACUGCCCCGGUCGAACCAUCAUCACAGUUCAAAGCCCUGACAACCCGCCUCACUUCAUGGACUGGACACAUCUCAGGCUCGACGUUGUCCGUCGUCUGGAAGCUGUGGGCUCUGUUGGCACUCGACUCACUGGCAGAUGGCAUGGUGCCGUACUCUUUGACCACUUACUACAUGGAUACCAAGUUUCAUCCCAAGAAGAGUACGUUAGGUGAUGCCAUCUCGGUAAGCUACUUCCUUCAAGCAAUUGGCGGGGUCUUUGCAGGACCGCUGGCGAGGAAGAUUGGCUUGGUCAACACCAUGGUGUUCACGCACAUCCCUUCUUCAGCCGCAGUCUUGCUCUUCCCGUGGCCGAACGUGUUUUGGAUGACAGUCAUCCUGCUCUGCGUCAGAUCGGGCCUGAACAACAUGGACCAAGCUCCACGAACAGCUCUCAUUGCAGCGAUCGUAAAGCCUGAAGAGCGAACAGCUGUCAUGGGCAUCACAUCUAUGCUUCGAACUUUGGCUGCAACGACCGGCCCCAUGGUCACUGGAUUCUUGGCUGGUAGCGACCGCUUCUGGGUGGCAUUCGUUGCAGGUGGUGCGUUCAGGCUGAGUUACGAUGUCGGUUUGUGGGUGCUGUUCGUCCACAUCGAGUUGCAUCAGCAUGAGAAGCCUGCAGACGAUGACCUCCAAAUGGCCGAGCAAUUCCGAUUGAGUGACCGUGAAGAUGAAGAGUCUACUUUGAGUGAGGACGCAAGAUUGUCGAAAGAUAGCGAAUGAUCGAUGAUGAUGAUGAUGAUGAUUACGAAUACACGAGGCAAUGUCCACGACACAAAACGGUACUUGAAAGGCUCAAAUUGGCGAUAGACUGCAGGCAAGUCGAAAAUACAUGCUUUCUUAUCAU